This is a messenger RNA of Miscanthus lutarioriparius, 414 nucleotides long. Lineage: Eukaryota; Viridiplantae; Streptophyta; Magnoliopsida; Poales; Poaceae. The record is from the annotation of a GenBank genome assembly.
AUGGGGCCAGUGGAUCUCGGCCACGAAGCCAUGCAGCGUCCUCUCCAUGCCGAUGAAGGAGAAGGGGGAGGUGGCACCGACGAAGGAAGAAAGAUCGAGGAGGCGGCGUUGGUGGAGGAGCAGAGAAUCUCGGGGGGCCAGAUCUUGGCCUCCAAGCUGGCGAAGGGGAAGAGAGGGGCCGGUAGAGAAGAGGAGGGGGUGCUGGCUGGGUCUCGGCCGCCUGUAGCUGGAUCUCGGCCGCCUGUAGCCUCGCCGGCGGAGGAGAAAGCGGUUGGCGCCGGUGCAGGAGAAGUGGUGGGCGGCUCUGGUGGAGUUAAGGAGAGAGAGGAUGCCAAGAUGAGAAUGGGAGGAAGGGGCGAGCGGAUGGGCCAGCCUAGCCUAGUGGGUGGGGUUGUCAGUAGUAUGCAGAGCUAG